AUGUCGUACACUAUUGCUGGUAUGAAGGUUCUCAACGAGCACCUGGUGCUCGGUGUGUUCGGCACCAUUGGCCUGGCUGCCUACGCGGCUACGCGUGGUGGCUCGAAGCAGUCGGCGCCGAAGGCUGCGACGGAGGUGCCUCUGAACGCUAGCAGCCCCGACGAGGAGGCGUUCAUCAAGCAGUUCCUGGCGGAAGUGCAACAGGAAUCGAAAGAAUAA
Molecule: messenger RNA, 219 nt
Organism: Malassezia pachydermatis
Lineage: Eukaryota; Fungi; Basidiomycota; Malasseziomycetes; Malasseziales; Malasseziaceae
Exons: 3
Coding region: 1-219 (72 amino acids)
Biological process (GO): proton motive force-driven ATP synthesis
Source: RefSeq, a predicted model, not a curated record